Molecule: messenger RNA, 789 nt
Organism: Penicillium verhagenii
Lineage: Eukaryota; Fungi; Ascomycota; Eurotiomycetes; Eurotiales; Aspergillaceae
Exons: 1
Coding region: 1-789 (262 amino acids)
Source: RefSeq, a predicted model, not a curated record
AUGUCGACUCUCACGCGCGCUUUUACCAAGCGCAAUAAGCGGCCAGAAGUGUCGGCGCCCAUGCCAUAUCAGGAAGAGAAGGCCAAGGGCCAUUCACGAUUCAACUCUGGCUCCAUCAAGCGUAGUAACAUCUCUGGCCCUGUUCGACUCAUUUCCACCACCAACAUGCUGGCUUACAACGCUCCCGAUUUGAACUCUAUUGCGCAGUCCCCAGUGUCUUCUGCUUCCUCUAUGCGAUCGCGCGAGGAUUCCGACGUCGCCAUUUCCCCGCACAGCUACUCCUCGUCCAUUACCACCCCGGACAAUUCAGAGCAUUCUUCUCCCAUCGAUGGGGCCCCUACGUCGUACUUCCCCAAGCGAUCGGCAACUGUGACCAGUGCCCCACGCUCCUCCACUACCUCGGCCUCCUCAACGGAUGCGCCCUUGGUUCCCGUGCGUGCACUCUCCCACACCAAACGAUCUCACCAAGACCUCGCACGCAAGCGCUCUCAGGUCAGAAACUCGCCCCCAACUCUCAGCGCACCACGCAGCAACCCUACGCUGGGCGCAUCCCUUGAGAUGUUCAAACAUGCACCCGAGUCGCAUCCAUUCAGCAAAGAGUUGGCCCAGGUCAAUGAGGUGGCUGAGGAGUUCAGUGGCCCACGCGUGCUAGACGAGGAGGAACUGUUCCUUGCUCGCAAUGGGCUACACAAAUUCUCGGUGGAUGACUAUCUUGCUGAAAUCGAGGAGUUGUAUGGAAAUGCCUUUGAGAACAAGCUUGGACCCAUUAGUGCGGGUCCGUGGCUGUGA